This is a messenger RNA of Symbiodinium pilosum, 196 nucleotides long. NCBI's taxonomy places the organism in Eukaryota, Dinophyceae, Suessiales, Symbiodiniaceae. The record is from the annotation of a GenBank genome assembly.
GUGCUACUACUUCGAGUGCAUCUACAUGUUCCGAAAGCUCUGCUUCGAGUUAACGACCAGGCUGCAGGGUAUGACUUCCGAGGAUGAAGCCACGUUGGGCAGGAUCCAGAACUCGUCCUUAGCCUUCGUUGCGUCGAUCUUCUUUGCAAUGCACAUGUACUUCCAGCCGUACGACAACCGGAGCUACUUCAUAUUG